AUGGAGACUGGAGGGCCUACUUUUGAUGGGUUUGGGAAAUAUCAGGGGUUUGGCUUUCAAGGAUUAAAGAAACGGGGCCAUGGACAUGGGUGUCGUUCUUGGGUCAAGAUCGAUCAGAGUGGGAACUUGAAUGUUUUAGAACUUGAUAAGUCUACCAUUAUGAAGCAUUGCGCUUUGCCCGCCAGAGAUUUGCGUCUAUUGGACCCUCUUUUUAUUUAUCCUUCAGCGAUUCUAGGACGGGAAAAGGCUAUUGUUGUCAAUCUUGAACAGAUUAGAUGUAUCAUCACUGCCGAUGAGGUGAUUCUGAUGAAUUCAUUGGAUGGAUGUGUUGUCCAAUUCAAGUCGGAAUUCUGCAAAAGGCUACAGAUGAACAAGGAUCAAGGAGAGGACUUGCCAUUUGAAUUUAGAGCUUUGGAACUGGCUCUGGAAUUAAUUUGUUUGACUCUUGAUGUCCAGGUAAAAGAACUGGAAAUGGAAAUAUAUCCGGUACUGGAUGAGCUAGCUUACUCUAUCAAUACUCUUAAUUUGGAACGCGUCCGUAGACUGAAAGGCCAGCUUCUUGCGUUGACUCAGCGAGUUCAAAAGGUUCAUGAUGAAAUAGAACAUCUCAUGGAUGAUGAUGGUGACAUGGCGGAGAUGUACUUAACAGAAAAGAAACAGAGAUUGGAAGGCUUUGCAGCAGAUGAUGAAUAUUUUGAUGAUGUUACAUCAACGAUGAGCAAAGAGGUUUCAAAGUCUGCACCUGUUUCACCGGUGCGGUCAAUCAGUGGGGCAGAGCAACUACAAAGGGCAUUCAGCAGUAUUGUCAAUACAAGUAAACAUAGUACCCUAACAAGUUCUAGUGAAGCCGAAAAUAUCGAUCAACUUGAAAUGCUGCUUGAAGCUUAUUUUGUUGCUAUUGAUCACACGCUCAGCAAGUUGUUCUCGCUUAAAGAAUAUAUUGACGAUACUGAAGAUCUGAUCAACAUCAAGUUGGGAAAUGUCCAGAACCAAUUGAUCCAGUUCGAGUUGCUUCUAACUGCUGCAACUUUCGUGGCCACAAUCUUUGCUGUCGUAGCUGGAGUAUUCGGAAUGAACUUCGAAGCCUCAGUUUUUAAUAAUUCGUCAACAUUUAACUGGGUUCUGAUUAUAACUGGACUUGCGUGUGGGAUUUUGUACUUUGCCUUUUUGUUUUAUUUUAAGCACAAGAAGGUGUUUCCAUUGUAG
This is a messenger RNA of Dipodomys spectabilis (banner-tailed kangaroo rat), 1206 nucleotides long. Its product is annotated as magnesium transporter MRS2-5-like. The record is from RefSeq and is a predicted model, not a curated record. Gene Ontology annotation, cellular component: membrane. Gene Ontology annotation, molecular function: magnesium ion transmembrane transporter activity. NCBI's taxonomy places the organism in Eukaryota, Metazoa, Chordata, Mammalia, Rodentia, Heteromyidae. Gene Ontology annotation, biological process: transmembrane transport; magnesium ion transport.